Balearica regulorum gibbericeps (East African grey crowned-crane) is the source of this 1401-nucleotide messenger RNA. The record is from RefSeq and is a predicted model, not a curated record. Lineage: Eukaryota; Metazoa; Chordata; Aves; Gruiformes; Gruidae.
GAGGAGUACGAGCCUCCUGAGAGCCCUGUGCCACCUGCUCGCAGCCCCUCGCCACCCCCCAAGGUGGUGGAUGUGCCGAGCCAUGCCAGCCAGUCAGCCAGAUUCAACAAACACCUGGACCGUGGCUUCAACUCCUGCUCCCGCACAGACCUGUACUUCGUGCCCCUCGACGGCUCCAAGCUGGCCAAGAAAAGGGCAGACUUGGUGGAGAAAGUGCGGCGAGAGGCUGAGCAGAAGGCGCGGGAAGAGAAGGAGCGGGAACGGGAACGGGAGCGGGAGAAGGAGCGAGAGCGGGAGAAGGAGCGGGAGCUGGAGAGGAGCGUGAAGAUGGCCCAGGAGGGCCGGCCAGUUGAGUGCUCGUCCCUUGGGCCAGUUCCUCACCGUCCCUCCUUUGAGCAGGGCAGUGCUGUAGCGACUGUUCCCCCGUACCUGGGCCCCGACACCCCUGCUCUGCGCACCCUCAGCGAAUAUGCGCGGCCCCAUGUCAUGUCCCCCAGCAACCGCAACCACCCUUUCUAUGUGCCGCUGGGUGCAGUUGACCCAGGCUUGCUGGGGUACAAUGUGCCGGCCAUCUACAGCAGUGAUCCAGCGACAAGGGAGCGAGAGCUGAGGGAGCGGGAAGCCCGUGAACGAGACCUGAGGGACCGGGACCUGCGUGAACGUCUCAAGCCCGGCUUUGAAGUCAAACCAGCUGAGUUGGAGCAGCUCCAUGCUGUGCCAGCUGCUGCUAUGGAUCCGUUCCCACGUCAUGGCGGGCUGAGUCUGCAGACAGCCCCUGGCCUUCAUCCCGCUUUUCCCUUCCACCCAGGGCUGGGCCACUUGGAGCGGGAGAGGCUGGCGCUGGCAGCUGGCCCGACCCUUCGUCCUGACAUGUCCUACGCCGAGCGCUUGGCAGCUGAGCGCCAGCAUGCUGAGCGGGUGGCUGCUCUCAGCAAUGACCCUCUGGCCCGGCUGCAGAUGCUCAAUGUGACACCUCACCAUCAUCAGCAUUCCCACAUCCACUCCCACCUCCAUCUCCACCAGCAGGAUGCCAUACAUGCAGCCUCAGCAUCUGUUCAUCCUCUUAUUGACCCACUUGCCUCGGGAUCACACCUCACCCGGAUACCGUACCCAGCUGGAACCAUCCCCAACCCUCUCCUGCCUCACCCUCUGCAUGAGAAUGAAGUGCUGCGCCACCAGCUUUUUGCUGCACCCUACAGGGACCUGCCAGGCUCUCUCUCCGCGCCCAUGUCAGCAGCACAUCAGCUCCAGGCCAUGCACGCGCAGUCAGCUGAGCUGCAGCGCCUGGCUCUGGAACAGCAGCAGUGGCUUCACGCCCAUCACCCUCUGCACGGCGUGCCACUCCCGACGCAGGAGGAUUACUACAGUCACCUGAAGAAAGAAAGUGACAAACCCCUUUAA